UGAUUUUGCAUUUCCGGGAGGGCUGCUUUGUUUACCAACAGUCCUCCUCCCUGUAAGCUCGGGCACACUUCUCUGGAUGGCUGUGCACAGCCAUCCAGAGCAGUGUGCUUACAGUGAAGCACACACUCCCUGCCAUCUAGUAAAACACUCCCAGCACACAGUUAACCCUUUGAUUGCCCCUUAUGAUAACCCCUUCCUGCCCAGUACCAAUAGUACAGUGUCAGUGUUCUUUUUUAGCACUGAUCACUGUAUUGGUGUCACUGGGGAUGUCAGUGACACCAAGUCAGUUCCCCCCAGUGUCAGAAUGCCCGCCGCAGUC
This is a messenger RNA of Staurois parvus, 319 nucleotides long. The record is from the annotation of a GenBank genome assembly. NCBI's taxonomy places the organism in Eukaryota, Metazoa, Chordata, Amphibia, Anura, Ranidae.